AUGCUUUCCUCCAUUGGCCGCGCCGCCGUCCGCCGGCUGGCCGCAACUCCCGUUGCUACGUCAUCCGCCAACGUCGUGGCCGCAACAUGGGCCUGCCGUGUGCCAUUCCGACCGGCCAGGCUCUGCGCUGCGCGACUCUACGCGACGGCUGUCUCCAAGCCGGCCAAGAAGCCUGCCGCCGCCGCCAAAACCACCUCCACCAAGACGAAGAAGCCUGCCUCUACCAAAGCUGCUGCAAAGCCCAAGAAGACCGCGGCCAAGGCCAAGGCCAAGAAGCCAGUCCAGAAGGCCCCGAGAGCGAAGAAGCCACUGUCGCCCGAACAGCAGGACAUCAAACUGCGCCGCGAGUUGAAGAAAAAGGCCCUGUACGACACUCCCAGGCAGUUGCCCGAGUCGGCAUGGACUGUUUUCCUUACUCAGGAGACCCGACAGGCGCUACCCUCCGGAGGUAUCACCAAGAUGAUGCCCGAAAUUGCUGCCAGGUUCAAGGCGUUGUCCUCAUCUGAGGUUUCUCAUUUCAAGGAAAUCGGCGACCAGAACAAGCUCCUCAAUUCUGCCAAGUUCAAGGAAUGGCUCGCGCAGUACACCCCGCAGCAGAUUGUGGACGCCAACAACGCCCGCAGAACGCUUUACAAGACGUUCAAUUUCCCCAAGGGCAAGUACGUCCACCUCAUCAAGGAUGAGCGCUUGCCCAAGGGCCCCCUCAACGCAUAUGCGUUUUACCACAAGGCGAGGUGGGCAUCUGGCGAAUUCAACAACCAUACUACUGCCCCCGAAGCCUCUCCCAUCAUCGGCCGAGAGUGGAAGUCACUGUCCGCCAGUGACAAGCAGCCGUACCUCGACCUUGCCGAGGCUGACCACGAGCGCUAUACCAAGGAGGUCAGGGCCAUCUUCGGCCGUGACCCUCGCGUUCGCUCCAGCCCCAGCCCCUCCACCUGA
Neoarthrinium moseri is the source of this 939-nucleotide messenger RNA. RefSeq lists its product as uncharacterized. The transcript is spliced from 3 exons. The coding region runs from base 1 to 939 and encodes 312 amino acids. The record is from RefSeq and is a predicted model, not a curated record. NCBI's taxonomy places the organism in Eukaryota, Fungi, Ascomycota, Sordariomycetes, Amphisphaeriales, Apiosporaceae.